Messenger RNA from Dufourea novaeangliae, 1212 nucleotides. It is a transcript of the gene mei-W68, whose product is annotated as meiotic recombination protein SPO11. The record is from RefSeq and is a predicted model, not a curated record. NCBI's taxonomy places the organism in Eukaryota, Metazoa, Arthropoda, Insecta, Hymenoptera, Halictidae. Gene Ontology annotation, biological process: reciprocal meiotic recombination; meiotic DNA double-strand break processing; meiotic DNA double-strand break formation. Gene Ontology annotation, cellular component: nuclear chromosome. The transcript is spliced from 4 exons. Gene Ontology annotation, molecular function: DNA binding; ATP binding; DNA topoisomerase type II (double strand cut, ATP-hydrolyzing) activity. The coding region runs from base 1 to 1212 and encodes 403 amino acids.
AUGUCGAAUAUUAACAGAUAUCUAAGCAAUGAAAGUUUCUCUCUUACCGACAGUCAAACAGAAAGUUUGAAAGAGAGAAAGAUCGAUAUACCUGUAGUGGAUAACACAGAAUCCAGGGAGGAAUUAAUAGCGCGUAUUGAAACCGUGACUUCAUGCAUAAUCCAACAAUUGUGUUCCGGUCGUUUGCCUCAAAUGUCGUAUUCGUCCUCGCACCCUUACACUUUAACGGGCACGCAACAAAUAAUGGAAGAAAACGACGAUGAAUCACAAUUCCCUGAAGAAUCUAACGAAAUCAACGGAGAGAGUUACCAAAGUGACAAAAAGACUGUUAUCAAUUUCGCCAGGAAGAGAAGCAAAGACAAAUUUGCAUUAAUGAUGACCGUAAUGGCCGCGGCUCAUCGUUUGUUAAUCACAAAUACCACAAUAACGAGACGAUCGCUUUACUACGAUCUAAAAAACGAGAAGACCUCGAAUUUAGUACCGGAACAGAGACAAGUAGACCUAGCUGUGAACCACGUGGCUAAUCUUCUGAAUUGCGCUCCUUGGGAGCUGAAUCUCCUACCCACCUCAAAGGGAUUAGCAGCCGGUGAAUUAACGCUCACUUUGGCCGACAAACGAAUCAUCGAUUGCACCGCGCCUGGAGGGGCCCUUAUUCCGCACAUCGCGUCGAACGUGAUCUCCAUUCGGACAACGGCCAAAAUGGCACUGGUCGUCGAGAAGGACGCGGUUUUCCAAAAGUUAUUGGAAGAGGACUGCACUAGCUUGUUGAAUUGCAUUUUAGUGACGGGUAAAGGGUAUCCAGAUGUGGCCACGAGAAUGUUCGUGAAAUUACUGUCGGAGAAAAUGGCACUUCCGGUUUACGCGAUCGUGGAUGCGGAUCCAUUCGGUGUGGACAUCAUGUGUGUCUAUCGUUUCGGAUCGGCGAGUUUAUCCAAGGAGAAGGAGAGUUUAGCCUGUCCAAAUGUGCGAUGGCUCGGGAUACAUCCGUCGGAAUUGGUCGCCUUGGGUGUGAGCACUGUUCCCCUAACUGAAUUCGAUUUAUCAAAAUUGAUCGCGAUCAAGGGUCGACCUUAUAUGAACGAUGCGUUUCUCAAGGAGCUCGAACUAAUGAGGACGGGUAAGGCGGAGAUAGAAGGGUUGUCUUCUUUCUCGAGGAGAUUUCUUAGUGCUACCUACUUGCCCUGCAAAAUCAAAGGUGGCGAUUACAUAUAA